UUACCAAAACACGUAUAAUUUGCGCUCUUGUCCCAGCAACUUUGAGAGGAUAUAUAUCCAAGAAGCUAGGCAUUUGGUACGCUAUCGCGGGCGGGAACUCUCUCAGUCUAUUCCAGAGCGCAAUCGCAAACGCAAUGGUUGUUUCUUCAGUUCAGCGGCUCUGUAAACAUUUAAUUUUUUCAGCAAUUCAAAGAUGUCGCAUGUCCGAUGAUCUCUGCAGAUUAUCAGUUGUUCUCAAAUCCUCUCCGCCAUCCGAUCCUCCUGUUGUUCGAAUCUCAGUUGCAGAUACUGGUGUUGGAAGCCUCUUGGAGGAGUUUCAGUGCUUGAAAUACCCAAUUAAUCCUGCUUCAGAUGAAAAAUGGGAUGGAUUGCUUUCUCUUACAACUACCAGUAUUGGUGAUAAUGAGAUAUUUUACUAUCAUCUCAAUCUAAAAGAAAUUGUUUCUGCACAAAGGGUGAAAAAGCUACCUUCAGUAUCUAAGACCGGUGCAAAAUUCAGUGGAACUGAAGUUAGUCUGUCAGUAUCUGGAAAGGUGGAUGGCUUAAUUGCAAUGCUCACCGACUUUGUUGGAAAGAUGCUCAUUUUAAAGAUGCCUAAUGUUGCAAUUGAUUUGGUAAUUGAAUGUGGUGAUGUUGCUGGAUCACAAUGUGGCAAUCUCAUUCCAGCAAAUGAAUGCAUUGCUUUAACAACUACUUCGUCAAGCAUUGAACAUCUGAGAUCAGGCUUUGAGAAUUACGUUUUCAAGCAUGGAAACAGCUUAAAAGAUAUUUGCCACUCUUGCUUCUCCAGUGGGGUGCAUCUCAAGGUUGGAAGUGGAGUCAUAGAGAGGCACACGAGUACUGGACAGGUGAUGGAAGCUGUAGUUAUUAUUAGUGAACUUCCAAAGCCAAUUGAUCCCUCCUGCUUUAGGGCAUGUGGAUUGAAAACAGAGGUCUUAUAUUUCAAGGACUACUCUCCUUGUUCAAUUUCCCGGUCAUCACUGAAUGCAUUGACAAGCAUUGACUGGAAAAGCUAUGGCUUGAUCUUGAGGAGUGUUACAGAUCAAGAUGGCCUUGCAUUUCUAGAGUGGGAGAACCUGCCAGCAGAUGCCCAUGUUGAUCUUGUUCUCCACAGCUAUCAUGCCAAGGUCAUGAUGCCAUUAGCCAUGCAAAAGACUAAACAUGAUGGUACUCUAACCAAAAAAGCUGUUAAGCUUGCAUUGGAUGAUUUGAAGGAGAAAAACGCAGGAGCUCUUCUCAGUGCCCAUGCUCUCAAGAUUUGCAGUUAUGCUCCUGAUCUUGCAAGAACAAUUGCUGGCUUGAUCUUGUCUUCCAAUGAUUUAGAAUUCCGAGGAGAAUGCUUCCUUCUUCUUGGGUUGCAGCCUCAAGAUAUUGAAAAGAAGAUUGUUGAAGACAACAUUGAAAGAAAGAUAAUCUCAGCCAUUGAGAUGAAUGAUAGAAAGCCUAAAAAAUGCAGACAUGCCUCGUCCUCUCUUUUUGAAGAUGACUACUUCCAAGAACCACAAGCCAUGGAUGAGGAAUACGAAGGAGCUGAUCUUUUCUCUAGAUUCCUCCGAAGCCCUGCCUGUGCAGCCCUAAUCAUGAGUUUCCUGGGAAGAUCAAUUGGAGCAGACGAACUAGCUAAGCUCUAUGGAACAACAGGGCCAUGAGGUGGGUAGACUGGCUCGAUCUCUCGAACGAUGCAGCCCUGAGACCUCAAGAUUUCGCGGUGUUCUUCAGGCACAUCCGGCAAGAUUACGACCACUAGAGGAUAGGAACUCUUCACCUUGCGCAAGGACUUUGCCAAUCCAACCACUCCC
Diospyros lotus (date-plum) is the source of this 1799-nucleotide messenger RNA. Its product is annotated as type 2 DNA topoisomerase 6 subunit B-like. Gene Ontology annotation, cellular component: condensed chromosome. Gene Ontology annotation, biological process: meiotic DNA double-strand break formation; reciprocal meiotic recombination. NCBI's taxonomy places the organism in Eukaryota, Viridiplantae, Streptophyta, Magnoliopsida, Ericales, Ebenaceae. The record is from RefSeq and is a predicted model, not a curated record. Bases 135 to 1649 code for a protein of 504 amino acids. The transcript has 14 exons. Gene Ontology annotation, molecular function: protein-macromolecule adaptor activity.